UAGGCACCGUAAAGCGCGGAAGGUCGCCGUAUCAAGCUUCGCCGGAACUUUUUCCUACCUCCUGUCCCGCCCCCUUCCCAAGCCGUGUACCACCUUCCGGCCCCCAGGAACCCCGGCAAGGGUUGUGGCUGCUGCCCCGCUUCAGCCGGAGUGUUGCUGAGCGCGGAGCCCGAGGGCGCCCGUGAGUCUCCCUUGUGACCAGCAGCCAAUUUGUACAAGGUGUUGUGACCAUGCAGAGGAACAGCUCAGAAGGAGUUGGAGCUGUCCUCUUGCUCUUGUUGGUGUAAGCAGAUCUGAGCAUAACCAGCUUUGAAUUCUUGGGAUCCGCUUCUUGCUGAGUGAGAGCACGUCUCCCAGUUGCUGACAGACGUGAUGCUUUACCAGUUGCUAUCGGUGGUCCGAAGACCAAGAAGCAGCCGAGGAUGGCAGAAGUGGUCCUCAGCCAGAAGCGGUGCGUCAGCUGCCAAAGCGCAUUCUGUGGCCCUGCCUGCCCAGGCACAGGUGGUCAUCUGUGGUGGUGGAAUCAUGGGCACAUCUGUGGCCUAUCAUCUCUCCAAGAUGGGGUGGAAGGAUAUCGUCCUUUUGGAGCAGGGCAGGCUGGCUGCUGGCUCUACGAGGUUCUGUGCUGGCAUCCUAAGCACCGCCAGGCACUUGACCAUUGAGCAAAAGAUGGCAGACUACUCAAACAAACUCUACCAUCAGUUAGAGCAAGAAACAGGGAUCCAUACAGGUUACAUAAGGACAGGCUCGAUCUUUCUGGCCCAAACUCAGGACCGGCUGAUCUCCCUGAAGCGCAUCAAUUCAAGGCUGAAUGUUAUAGGCAUCCCCUCCGAGAUCAUCUCCCCCAAGAAAGUGGCCGAACUUCACCCUCUCCUCAAUGUGCACGACCUGGUGGGGGCCAUGCAUGUCCCCGAGGAUGCAGUGGUGUCCUCUGCUGAUGUGGCUCUUGCCCUGGCAAGUGCUGCCUCCCAAAAUGGUGUUCAGAUCUAUGACCGGACAAGUAUUCUUCAUGUUAUGGUGAGGAAAGGUCAAGUCACUGGUGUGGAGACUGAUAAAGGACAGAUCCAGUGCCACUAUUUUGUCAACUGUGCGGGUCAGUGGGCAUACGAGCUGGGUCUGUCCAACGAGGAGCCGGUUAGUAUCCCGUUACAUGCCUGCGAACACUUCUACCUUCUGACUCGCCCCUGGGAGACCCCUCUGCAGAGCAACACACCAACUAUUGUGGAUGCCGAUGGAAGAAUUUAUAUUCGGAACUGGCAGGGUGGCAUCCUGUCUGGGGGCUUUGAGAAGAACCCAAAGCCAAUUUUCACUGAGGGCAAGAACCAGCUGGAGAUUCAGAAUCUGCAGGAAGACUGGGAUCACUUUGAGCCCCUGUUGAGUUCCCUGCUGCGUAGGAUGCCAGAACUGGAGACUAUGGAGAUCAUGAAGUUGGUGAAUUGCCCCGAGACCUUCACCCCGGACAUGAGGUGCAUCAUGGGCGAGUCCCCUUCAGUGCGGGGCUACUUCGUCCUGGCGGGAAUGAACUCUGCUGGCCUUUCGUUUGGUGGAGGAGCUGGAAGGUACCUCGCUGAGUGGAUGGUGCAUGGCUAUCCCUCAGAAAGUGUCUGGGAACUGGACCUGAAGCGUUUUGGAGCCCUCCAGAGCAGCCGAACCUUCCUGCGCCACCGUGUCAUGGAAGUCAUGCCUCUGCUGUACGAUCUGAAGGUUCCCCGCUGGGACUUCCAGACAGGAAGGCAGUUACGCACAUCUCCUCUGUAUGACCGGCUGGAUGCACAAGGAGCCAGGUGGAUGGAGAAACAUGGAUUUGAGAGGCCAAAGUACUUUGUGCCACCAGACAAGGACCUGUUGGCCUUGGAGCAGAGCAAGACUUUUUACAAGCCAGACUGGUUUGAGAUUGUGGAGUCCGAAGUCAAGUGCUGUAAGGAGGCCGUGUGUGUCAUUGACAUGUCCUCUUUCACAAAGUUUGAAAUAACAUCCACCGGGGAUCAGGCAUUAGAAAUUCUCCAAUACCUCUUCUCCAAUGACCUUGACGUGCCCGUGGGCCACAUCGUGCAUACCGGCAUGCUCAACGAGGGCGGAGGGUACGAAAAUGACUGCAGCAUAGCACGGCUGAGCAAGCGCAGUUUCUUCAUGAUUUCUCCAACCGACCAACAGGUGCACUGUUGGGCCUGGCUUAAGAAAUACAUGCCAGAAGACAGCAACCUGAUUCUGGAGGAUGUCACCUGGAAAUACACUGCCCUCAAUCUGAUUGGUCCUCGAGCUGUGGAUGUGCUGUCUGAGUUGUCCUAUGCCCCUAUGACUCCAGACCAUUUCCCAAGUCUGUUUUGCAAGGAGAUGAGUGUGGGCUACGCAAAUGGGAUCCGGGUGAUGAGCAUGACUCACACGGGAGAGCCAGGAUUCAUGCUUUACAUUCCUAUAGAGUACGCCCUGCACGUAUACAACGAAGUGAUGAGUGUUGGACAGAAAUAUGGAAUCCGGAAUGCUGGGUAUUAUGCUCUUCGUAGUCUCCGAAUUGAAAAGUUUUUUGCCUUCUGGGGUCAGGAUUUAAACACCCUCACCACACCCCUGGAAUGCGGACGAGAGUCUCGGGUGAAGUUAGACAAGGGGAUGGAUUUCAUUGGGCGAGAUGCCCUGCUGCAGCAGAAGCAGAACGGGGUGUACAAACGCUUCACUAUGUUCAUCCUGGACGACCACGACACAGACCUGGACCUCUGGCCUUGGUGGGGGGAGCCCAUUUACCGAAACGGGCAGUACGUGGGCAAGACCACCAGCAGCGCAUAUGGUUACACCCUGGAGCGCCACGUGUGCCUGGGCUUCGUGCACAAUUUUUCCGAGGACACCGGAGAAGAGCAGGUGGUGACAGCAGAUUUCAUCAACCGGGGAGAAUAUGAGAUUGACAUCGCAGGACACCGGUUCCAGGCCAAGGCCAAGCUCUACCCGGUCACCUCCCUCUUCACCCAUAAGCGCCGAAAGGAUGAUGUGGAGCUCAGUGACUUGCACGGGAAGUAAUGCCAGGCAGUCCCGCCACCUUCCCACCUUCUAGUCAUCUUAGGAGCUCCUCUUCCUGAUCCCAUCCCUCUUCUUGAUUUAACCUUUGCCUCCCACCUCUUAUCUCCUUGAUAUAAUUUUUUUUUCCCUUGAUAUAAUUUUAAGCGUUUAAAACUUUUCCUUUGCACCCUCUCUUGUCCCUCCAUCUUCUCCUCCCUCCUUCUGCAGUUUCCCAUCUCCUGAUACUCACUCUGGGCUGGUCAUCCCUCCCCCCAUCUCAGGUUCCUGUGGGGACAGGAAGGCAGGACAGAGGCAGACUCCACUUGUGGAAGUAGGUUACAGUGACAGCCUCACUUAAUGCUGGGUCUUGAAGCAAGGGAGGCUUGUGGUGUGCAGGCCUCAGGGUAAGAGUCCCUCUCUGUGGGGCUAAAUUUUCUCGAGUAACCUGUGAAUUCUGGCUAGCUGCUGUCUGUGUGAUACAGCCGUGUGGAAUAGCUUAUGCCUUUUAGCCAGGCAGGUCCUUCUCCCAUCCCUUUGUGCUGUGGGUCGGCACCCUGAUACCUCUAGCAGGAGGAUGACCAUCUACCUCGCUGAUGAGAGGCAUCAUGUGGGCGUUACCUGGGGUUUAGCACAGAUUAGUUCAUCCUGGGCCUCCCUACUGACCCAGUUAUCAGACUGUGACCCAGUUAUCAGACUGUUGGGCUAGGGCCACCUGCCUAUAAUUUUCUUCAUCUCUUGCUAAUCUCUAUUAUGAGGGGGGUUGUGGCUUAUUUAACCGACUAAACAAAUAAGCCACAGUGUUUGAAAGGGAAAGACCAUGUUGCCUUUAGUGUUGCUUUUCCUAGCUGAAAGGGUCUAACCUCAAACUAAGCUCCAGCGAUGCUGAGUUUCCUAUGAAACAGCGCUGCUUUUCUUUCAGCUACUCACAGUUCAGUCACGCCACCUUGAUGUUCCUCUUCUCCGAGCACAUGUGACUUUCAGUUCAGCCUCAUGUGUCCCUUCCACAGGAGGCCCACUGGCUCAGUGCACGCUCUCUCCCUUAGGACGGGGGAGACAAGACAAGCAUCCUGGCUGAGUAACUAAACCUUGUGGGCACACUGAGUUGAAGAGAGCUACUGGGACCCCAGGGUUGCUUCCCCCGCACAACAGACACAGAUCCACACAGAGAUGACCCACUUGGGUCCCUUGAGAGUUCCCAGUGUGGAGAGCGUAUGUUACCUGAGCCCAAGGUCUGCUUUCCGUCUUCUUUUUCCAGACAUCUCUCCACAUUUUCUGGAAUAGAAGGUAACUUGGGGUAAGAGCGCCCUGCGCACUUUUAAGCAGUGUCUCUAUUUUCUAAGGGAUCGCACAGACUGUGGUAUCCAUCCCCACACUUAAUUUCCCCUUGCAAACAAAUGGCUGCUAGAGAUUUUAAUUAACCAUAGCCUUUGUUAUCUUGGUAUCUUGCAUGCAUUAGUUCUGAUAGGUCUGUAAGUAUAUUAGAGACAAUCCUUUCAUUUUAUUAGAGCAGCUUACAAUUCUCAGGUGUCUGCCUGCUCUGGCAUUUCUCUGGGAUUUCUGUUUACCCACUUGAUCACUGACUUUACUGUCCACCUUCUUACAAGGUCUUCAUUGAUUUAAUGAGGGAAUAUGUGAUUAGAAUUCUGUCGGGGGGCCUUGGUAUUUUGGUGCAAAUGUGAAUUUAACUAGCUGAGAGAUACUGCUUCUAGGCAAAGAAGAGAGGUGCUGCCCAGCUGGAGAGCAGUGAACAGCAGCCGUGAAACUUGGGAGAGCAGGAAACUGGCACCAGACAAUGCAGGUGUUACCAGCAGGGAGCCGACUGACCCAAGAAGAUGGAAAUAGAUGUAGAACUAAAGCAUCAGCAUGUGGUCCUGAAGACGUGCGAGGCACUUUAGUAAAUGGGAUGUUUCUCACGAGCCCUGGUGAUGACAGGCACACAGGGUGACAGAGCAUUUCUGCCCUCUGCGAAUGUGGUAUUAACGUUGUUCACUGUAUUUCUAUCAAGUCAGAUUUCAAUUUUAUUUUAUGUUACUAAGUUUGUAAAUGAAUAAAUGGACAUUUUCACUA
This is a messenger RNA of Lagenorhynchus albirostris (white-beaked dolphin), 5055 nucleotides long. RefSeq names its product pyruvate dehydrogenase phosphatase regulatory subunit (gene PDPR). The coding region runs from base 373 to 3009 and encodes 878 amino acids. Gene Ontology annotation, cellular component: cytoplasm; mitochondrial matrix; mitochondrion. Lineage: Eukaryota; Metazoa; Chordata; Mammalia; Artiodactyla; Delphinidae. The transcript is spliced from 20 exons. The record is from RefSeq and is a predicted model, not a curated record. Gene Ontology annotation, molecular function: oxidoreductase activity; protein binding.